UAGCAGCAUUCUGGAAGAAGAAUGUUGAAAUUCAAGUUUCUGUUUCUGAUUUUGAUUCUAACGUUUUUAGUGCCCGUGUCACUGUCUAAGUUUGAAGCCAUAGAACCUUUGCUUCGGCGUUUGGAUUCCAAAAGGGCAUCUUCAUCGGUGCAAGAAGCAGCAGCUCGUGGUGUUCUGAAAAGACUGCUUCCUACCCAUUUGUCCAGUUUUGAGUUCAGUAUAGUUUCUAAGGAUGCCUGUGGUGGAGACAGUUGCUUUCUGAUAAACAAUCACAAGAAUGCAAGUCAGAGUGGGCCUGAGAUUAUCAUUGGAGGAACCACAGCUGUUGAGAUUGCAUCUGGCCUCCAUUGGUAUCUUAAGUAUUGGUGUGGUGCUCAUGUCUCAUGGGACAAGACAGGUGGCAUUCAGACAGCUUCAAUACCUAAGCCUGGGUCACUACCCCGUUUGAAAGAUGAGGGUCUGAAGAUUAAACGCCCAGUUCCAUGGAACUAUUACCAAAAUGUUGUGACUUCUAGUUAUUCAUAUGUUUGGUGGGACUGGGAAAGGUGGGAAAAAGAGGUUGACUGGAUGGCACUUCAGGGUGUGAACCUGCCCUUGGCAUUUACUGGGCAGGAAGCAAUCUGGCAAAAAGUUUUUAAGGAUUUUAACAUUAGUUCAGAAGAUUUGAAAAAUUUAUUCGGUGGACCUGCUUUCCUUGCUUGGGCUCGCAUGGGAAACUUACAUGGCUGGGGUGGGCCUUUAUCUCAAAAUUGGUUAGAUCAACAGUUGGUCUUACAGAAACGGAUACUCUCGCGAAUGCUAGAGCUAGGGAUGACUCCAGUGUUGCCAGCCUUCUCUGGGAAUGUUCCAGCUGCUUUGACAAAGAUAUUCCCCUCAGCAAAAAUAACUAGACUUGGUGACUGGAACACUGUUGACGCUGAUCCUCGCUGGUGCUGUACAUACCUUCUUGAUCCCUCUGAUCCUCUAUUUGUUGAAAUUGGGGAAGCUUUUAUCAGGAAACAAAUCAAAGAAUAUGGGGAUGUAACAGACAUUUACAACUGUGACACGUUUAACGAAAACUCCCCACCUAAGAGUGAUCCAUCCUAUAUAUCAGCUCUUGGAGCGGCAGUAUAUAAAGGCAUUUCCGAAGGUGACAAGGACGCUGUGUGGUUAAUGCAAGGCUGGCUUUUCUACUCUGAUUCAUCAUUUUGGAAGCCACCUCAAAUGAAAGCACUUUUACAUUCUGUUCCAUCGGGAAAGAUGAUUGUUCUUGAUCUAUUUGCUGAUGUAAAACCAAUAUGGAAAGCUUCCUUUCAGUUUUAUGGUACUCCUUAUAUUUGGUGCAUGCUACAUAAUUUUGGUGGUAAUAUUGAAAUGUAUGGUACUUUGGAUGCAAUUUCUUCAGGGCCUGUUGAUGCUCGUAUCAGUGCAAACUCAACAAUGAUAGGUGUCGGUAUGUGUAUGGAAGGAAUAGAGCACAAUCCUGUUGUUUAUGAGCUGAUGUCUGAAAUGGCUUUUCGUGAUGAGAAAGUUCAAGUUCUGGAAUGGCUCAAGAGUUAUUCCCAUAGACGAUAUGGUAAAGCAGUUCAUCAAGUUGAGGCAGCUUGGGAGAUUCUUUAUCAUACAGUUUAUGAUUGUACUGACGGAAUUGCUGAUCAUAACAAAGAUUUUAUAGUAAUGCUUCCGGACUGGGAUCCAUCAACCAAUUUUAAAUCUGGCAUAUCAAACCAACAGAAGAAGAUUUACUUCUUGCCACCUGGAAAUAGAAGAUACUUCUUCCAGGAAACAUCAUCUGAUAUGCCUCAGGCUCAUUUGUGGUAUCCCCCUGAAGACGUAAUCGAGGCAUUACAACUAUUCCUCACAGGUGGGAAGAAUCUUGCUGCCGGAAGUCUCACAUAUAGGUAAUGUAUUGAACUUAGUAUAUGCUAUUUCAUUAUGCAUUAAUCACUUUUCAAUUAUCAUGAACUACAUUAUCCAUGUGAAAUUGAUCUUUGUAAUAAAUCACUUAUUUUCUGGUUAAAUUUCAGCCU
Gastrolobium bilobum is the source of this 2009-nucleotide messenger RNA. Its product is annotated as alpha-N-acetylglucosaminidase-like. Lineage: Eukaryota; Viridiplantae; Streptophyta; Magnoliopsida; Fabales; Fabaceae. The record is from RefSeq and is a predicted model, not a curated record. The coding region runs from base 22 to 1884 and encodes 620 amino acids. The transcript is spliced from 16 exons.